AUGAGGGUGGAAGAACUACAUAAUUCUCUGGAGGUGCAUGAGCAGAGAUUGAUUGAAAGGAGAAAUGCCGAAAAAGGCGUGAGUCAAGGCACGAAUCAAGCCUUACAGGCCAGAAGUGAUCAAAAUUCUAAAGUUCGUGGAGCUGGAAGAGGACAAAUGUCAAGAAGUGGACUACAUGUUGAUGAAACAAGCCAUGUAGAAGAAGAAACAUGUUGGUAUUUGGACACAAGAUGUUCCAACCAUAUGACGACCAAGAGAGAAUGGUUGAUAGACCUGGACACGAGUAUCAGAAGUAGCGUGAGAUUUGCUGACAAUAGUGUGAUCAUGGCUGAAGAGGUUGACAAAAUCUUGAUCACGCGCAAGGAUGGUUGA
Molecule: messenger RNA, 372 nt
Organism: Vigna umbellata (rice bean)
Lineage: Eukaryota; Viridiplantae; Streptophyta; Magnoliopsida; Fabales; Fabaceae
Source: RefSeq, a predicted model, not a curated record